GCGUCGUUUAUAAAUAGGGAGGCCGUUUGGUUCGUUGGUGGCGGUGGAUCGGCGAUGGAGCUGAUGGCGUUUGAAGACGUCGAAUUUGUGCGGCUCGUGCAAACCACCGCGUCGGCCAUCGCCAAGGACCUUCGGCGUGACGCACCCGACGACGCCGAGCUGCGCCUCGAAGUACUACACCUCGCUCUGCUCGAGUCGCCGGGUCUGGUCUUUGCCGUUGACGCCGAUGGGCACUCGCCGCUGCAUUGGAUCGCACAGCUCGGAUCGAUCUCGCUGUUGCAGCUCUUUCUAGAUCACGAUGCACCACUGCUCGUGCGCGACAAGAACGGACUCCUUCCGUUGCACUGGGCAGCGGCGGCCAACAACUUGCCAGCGCUUCAGCUCCUCUUGGCGCAGCCCGAGUCGUGCAUUGACGACCGCGAUAUCGACAAAGGCCAGACGCCGCUGCUACUGGCCGCGCGGCACGGCCACGCCAUGGCGGUGCUCUACCUUCUCAGGCACGGUGCGAACCCGUCGAUUGUCGACAGCUCCGAGGACAACUUUGUGCACUGGGCAGCGUACAAGGGCAAUGUGGAAAUUCUGAGUCUGUGCCACACGUACGCGAGCACGUUUGGCGUCGACUUUGGCCUCUUUCGAGCCCUUGACACGUUUGGACAGUCGCCGUUGCACCUCGCGGCCAACCAAGGGCACCUCGAUUGUGUUGAAUAUCUCUCGGAAGAGCUCGACGCCGGCGUCGACGUCUGCGAUGCCAAAGGGCACACGCCGCUCCAGCUCGCCCAGCUGCGCGGCCACGCCGCGGUCGUAGCAUACCUCGCGGGCAAGUUUACGCCGGCAUGGAACCGGCAGCUCGGUCACGCUUUGUAUUUCUGGUGCCUCCACGCAAUGAACGCCGAGGCUGUCUCGCUCCAGCCGUUCCUUGGGCGCCGCGCUCCCAUGUACUUUAUGGUCGGCAACAUUGCGCUUGGUGUCUACUGGCUCCUGCGCAUGAACAUGGCAUCAUGUGCGUGGACGGCCCAGCUUUUGCUGCAGGCCAUGGCGUGGAGCGGCUUUGCGUGCGCGGCCUCGAUCGCGCCGGGUGCUGUCGUCCACGAAGCGUCGCUGCGCGACUCGUACACUGCGUGCAUGGAUCGCCUUCUCAGCGACGGCGGCGGCGACAGUCUCCACUUGCUCGACAACGUUCGGCUCUGCCAUACGUGCUGCGUCGAAAAGCCCGUCGGGUCCAAGCACUGCCGGUUCUGCAAGACGUGUAUACUUCGCUUCGACCACCAUUGCCCGUUCAUCAACAACUGCGUCGGCCAGCGCAACUAUACGUUUUUCCUGCUCUACGUGGGCGCGAUGGCCGCUGCCUCCGGGCACUUGGCGUAUCACUGGGCGAUGCAUGGCACGUCGACGGCAGCCAGCAUCGUCGGUGCGCUCUACUAUGGCGGUGUCGGCGUCGUGGCUGGCAACUUGUUGUGCUUCCACCUCUUCCUAGCGUCCAUUGACCUCUCGACCAACGAGUACCGCAACCGGCACCGGUACACGCAUCUCAAAGACCGCACGUUUGCGUCGUUUACGAGCCCGUGCAGCGACGAGUGCGUCCCAAAAUGCCUCGCUCGACUGUGCAUGAGCCUGCCGCCGCUGCCCCACGGGCUACGCCGCCGCGCUGCGUCGCAGAAAAGCAAGCUGUCCGCCCACGAGAGCGGCGGGAAGGUUCUCAGCGUCUAGUCGUUUGCAUGUCUUCCGCAACACGAGGCUUUGGUUGUGCGC
Saprolegnia diclina VS20 is the source of this 1749-nucleotide messenger RNA. RefSeq lists its product as hypothetical. Gene Ontology annotation, molecular function: protein binding; palmitoyltransferase activity. Bases 55 to 1707 code for a protein of 550 amino acids. The record is from RefSeq and is a predicted model, not a curated record. The transcript is spliced from 5 exons. Lineage: Eukaryota; Oomycota; Saprolegniomycetes; Saprolegniales; Saprolegniaceae.